GCUCAACACUGGCCAGAAAGUAUUCAGCGUCGAAACCAAGAACGGUGAUUUUCCUAAGAGGCUUCCUGUGAUAAAAAUGUCGUACGAGACGAACGAGACGAACGGCACGGAAAAAACCUCAAGCACACAAGCUCUCGCAAUUGAUAGAAACAAAAAUUUUCGAGAUUUUGAAGAUGCUGAUCAACUCAAAAAAAAAUUAUGCUUUCGAAAAAUUCGGCAAAACACCUGUCUCGUGGCUGUUGGGUUGAUAACUGUCCUUUUAGCCAUCGCUUGUCUUGUGUUAGUCAUCUUUCUCGUUAGAGAAGUCAAAAAGAAUCAUCAGUCGAACAUGGAGCCGACUGAAGCAACUGAAGGCACAAUAAGUCAAGAUCAACAUUGUUACACCUCGGACUGCUUGCAAGUUGCUGCUUCCUUAAAACGGAAUAUGGACUCGUCUGUUGAUCCCUGUGAAAACUUUUAUGAGUAUUCGUGUGCCUCUUGGAUCAGGUUAAAUCCGAUUCCACCCUCAAAGAGUUUUUAUGAUACUUUCAUUCAAGUUGAAGACGAAAACGCGCGGAGGCUUCGUGAAUUAAUGGAAGAGGUGGAUGAGCUUCCGAAACAAAGUGCUGUUAAGAAGACUAAAGGUUACUUUCACUCGUGCGUUGAUGAGGAAGCAGUGGAAAAGGCAACAAACACUGGUCUGAUACCAUACAUAUUCAAAUAUGGCUCUUGGUCUUUGGAUAAGAAAAAGUGGAUCGCAUCGCAGUGGGAAUGGUCCGAGGUUUUGCAAGAAAUGAUCAGAGAUCUUGCAGACACGCCCCUCUUUAAAGUGCAAAUUGAGAUUAAUCCUCGAGAUUCUUCACAGCAUAUGAUAUUGAUAAUGCCUCCGACUUUGAGUCUGAUUCGCGAGAAGUACCUAGCCCCGGAGAACAAGACACGUUUGGCUUAUCUGAAAUUCAUGACAAAAGUGGGGAAGCUUCUUGGCGGAGGAAACGACACGAGAGAUCAAAUGGCGGAGGUUAUGGAGCUUGAGGCAAGGCUGGCAAAUAUCACUCCUCCGCGAAGCGUUUUAAUACAAAAUUACCAUCGCCACAUGAACAUAUCAGAACUCGAACGACAAGCGCCUGGUUUUAAGUUCACGUGGUUACAAUACAUUAACGAUGUACUAAGACCUUUCAACGUAUGGGUGAACGCUACUGACAGCAUUCUUGUCCCAUCGCCAGAGUAUCUGAAGGGUUUGUCUUCUAUUGUUAAUGAGACGGAUAAGAGGAUCCUGUCGAAUUACAUGAUGUGGACGUUCGUGCGCGCUGCUAUUCCAUACCUGUCACGUGACUUCCGGGCUGCUAAACUAGAAUAUGAAAAGGAAGUAGAGGGGAAGAAGUCAGCCACACCUCGAUGGUUGUACUGUGUGGAGGAAAUGAAUGGCUAUUACCAUGGACUUACUUUUGCGUUGGGUUAUAUUUAUGUUACCAACGCCUUUGACUCUGAAGUCAUACCAUUAAUACAAGAAAUGAUGUCAACAAUAAGGAAAACUUUUCGAGACGAGACAUCGCGCGAUGACUGGAUCGAUGAACAAACACGGCAAAAAAUAAUUGAAAAGGAAAAAGCAAUGAAAAACAAUGUUGGCUUUCCGAAGUUGUGUUCCAAUGAAACUUUACUGAAUGAGUAUUACAAAGAUGUUAACAUCAGUCGCAGUAAUUAUUUGAGAAAUGCCAUGGAUGUGACGAAAUGGCGAAGGCGGUCUCAAUUUUCGAUACUCAAGACUCCGGUUGACAAAGAACAGUGGUAUUUCGGUCCGCAGCUGGUCAACGCUUUCUACCUACCCAAUAGAAACGAAAUAAACAUCCUGGCAGGAAUUCUGCAGCCUCCAUUUUAUUACGGACGAAAAGCACCGAGGGCGGUCAACUUUGGAGCAAUAGGAAUGGUACUGGGUCACGAGCUGUCACACGGGUUUGAUGCAUUAGGAAGGUAUUUCAAUGAAAAUGGAGAGAUGACGGAUGAUUGGUGGAGUGCAGAGACUUCACAAAAGUUCUUAGAAAAAUCAAAGUGUAUAGUGAAUCAAUACAACAAUUACUCUGUGGACGGGGAAAAUGGUCCAAUACACAUCAAUGGAGAGCUAUCUCUAAGUGAAAAUAUUGCCGACAAUGGAGGAAUCAGACUGGCUUACUGGGGAUACAAGGACUGGGUCAAGAAAAAUGGUGCUGAGCUUCAGUUGCCCGGCCUCAUUAUGACAAAUGACCAGCUUUUGUUCGUUAGCUUCGCUCAGAUGUGGUGCAGUGCAUUUACUCCAGCAGCGGCCUAUGUUAUGGCAUCAACAGACACUCAUGCUCUGGCCAAUUACAGGGUUAUUGGUUCGCUUUCAAAUAUGAAAGAGUUCUCUGAUGUCUUCAAGUGCCCCUCUGGUAGCAGGAUGAAUCCUGAGAAAAAAUGUAAAAUAUGGUAAAACACUGAAAGGGAUCUUUUCAAACUUAUAUCUUAACUCGUUUGAAAUGUCCAAAGACGUAUCAAAUAUGGAUUGCGUUUCUUUCGCAGAGGAGAGAAUUGUCAAGGACUAAACACUUUGAAACAGUUUUUUAAACAUGUUAAGUCUCUCCCAUUUUUUCCGGUAUUUUAUUCGACAUUUUAAUCUUGCCAGUGUUGUAGAAAAAUAUAUCAGUGGUAAAUAAGAACAUAUACUCUAUGUUAAGUUUUUUUACCAUUGUGAUGUGAACAUUUUGGUAUACUUUCUCGUUUGCUUCGCCAUGCUGUAGUUUAGAGAAUUAGCUGUUAGGUCGAUUUUACGUCCUUUAGCUCACAAUUUUCUCAAUACCUGUCAUUUAUACACGAUCGACAAGGACAAAAUUUGCAGAAAUAUAAUUAUGUCUCAAAUGACAUUUUCGGUUAUAAUCGUCUCUUUGUAUUUCUACAUUCAAGUAGCGAAGCUACGGGCUCAUAUCCGCAGAGCUAUGAGUAAUUUGCAAGUAGUAGCUCUGAUUCAUCGCUAGUAAACAUACUUAAUGAAAUAUAGGCUAGUUCAAGUAGUAAAUACGUACUCAAUAAUUAGAAGUACUAAGUAUUAUAUAAGUUUUACUUUAAAGCGGACCUAUCAAAGCUUUUUUCGUAUAGCUUUUUUUUGACAUUUCUGCGAAAUUAUCGUUCGCCGGCGAACGAUUUGUAGAGGGAUUAAAGAACGAGAUCAUAAUUUUUUGAUGUAUGGAAGAGUGAAUGGUACCAAUACAGCAGGCUACAGUAUUGCUACAGCAUGUGGCUUGUAACCUGCUGCGCUCUAUAAAACUGAAUAUAAAUAUUAUCAUUUUCA
Molecule: messenger RNA, 3277 nt
Organism: Stylophora pistillata
Lineage: Eukaryota; Metazoa; Cnidaria; Anthozoa; Scleractinia; Pocilloporidae
Product: endothelin-converting enzyme homolog
Biological process (GO): protein processing
Cellular component (GO): plasma membrane
Molecular function (GO): metalloendopeptidase activity
Source: RefSeq, a predicted model, not a curated record